AUGGCUAAACAAGUAGCAGAAGUGGAAAUCCACGCGAUUGAUUCGCUUAAGAAUGAUGCUGACGAUCUAGACAUAAGCGUUGAUUUAAUCGAUGAUGGACUUUUUUUGGGUAACCUAGCAUGUGCCAGAGACCACAAGACACUUGAGAAGCUGAAGAUAACACACAUUCUUACAUUGGACCUUGUUCCGCUUCCCCGAACAGUACUUGACCGUCACACCUUUACAUUCAAGUUUGUGAAGUUGGCUGAUAUACCAAAAGAAGAUUUGAUUACUCAGCUACCAACCUGCAAUGAGUUUAUCAAAGAGGCUAUUACAAAUGGAGGGACUGUGCUUGUACAUUGCUACUUUGGUGUAUCAAGAUCAGCAGCCAUUGUUAUUGGGUACAUUAUGGAGAAAUAUUCUCUUUGCUAUGAAGAUGCUUUUGUCCUUGUGAAAAGCAAGCGGAGGUUCAUCGGACCAAAUGUUGGGUUUGUGGCUCAACUGAAGUUAUUUGGACAUAUGGGAUAUCAGUUAAACAGGGAUGAUCCAAGGUUUAAGCAGUUCAGAUUGAAAAUGGCAGGACAGAAAUUAAAACAAGUAAAAAUCCUGCCGCAGCUAUUCGCGGAUUUGGUGAAGCCGGAUCCAGGUCUUGUAAGGGAGCGGCCGGAUCCCAUUGUGUACAGGUGUAAAAAAUGUCGCCGAAUAGUGGCCGGACAAAGCAAUAUUAUACCGCACAUACCCAAACAGGUAAAAAUAGAAUUAGCCAAAAAGGGAAUGCGGCCUCCUCCCAGUACUCUAACAGGACUCACGUGUGCCGAGAAUGGGCAACUGCUGAUUGACAAACUUAAGAGCCUCGCUUGUCAGAUCAUUGAGGAAAAAGAUUGUGGGGUCACAGUGCAUGAUGAUGGACCGAGCCAGGUGCUGGACGGAUAUAAUGAGGAGAAUAUGGUAGAUGCAUGCAUAACACGCGCGGAUGCAGUAGAGGCGUGUCGCUUGAUGUGGUUUGUGGAGCCCAUGGCCUGGAUGCCAGAUGUCACGCGGGCACCUUCUGGGAAGUUGCACUGCCCUAAGUGUAAUAAUAAGAUCGGGAGCUUCAGCUGGCUUAUGGGAUGUAAGUGUCCAUGCGGACAAAAGGUGGCGCCAGCGUUUUACUUAGUCCCAUCAAAGGUGGAAUGGUCUAAUAUCGUGCAAAAUGUUCAGGUCACACUAUAA
Molecule: messenger RNA, 1191 nt
Organism: Pieris macdunnoughi
Lineage: Eukaryota; Metazoa; Arthropoda; Insecta; Lepidoptera; Pieridae
Source: the annotation of a GenBank genome assembly